AUGAAUUCAAUCGAAGAAAUUGAUUUUCUUAUUAAAUUUUUUCCUCGUUUAACACAUUUCAAAGUAGAUUUAAUGAAUAAGAUCUAUUAUGAAUCAUUUCUCAAAUAUAUUUUACAAAAACUGGAUAAUAAUCGCCAUCGAUAUCUUCGAUUGAUUUGUCUUCAUCUUCUCACAGCAACAGAUAAUGAACUGAUUAAUAAAAUACACGAUCAUGAGAAAUUACUUCGUCAUUAUACAAUUGAAUUUGAACGUGAUAAUAUCUGUUUGUGUUGGAUCUGA
Rotaria socialis is the source of this 279-nucleotide messenger RNA. The record is from the annotation of a GenBank genome assembly. Lineage: Eukaryota; Metazoa; Rotifera; Eurotatoria; Philodinida; Philodinidae.